CCUUGCUUCUUUUUUUAUAACUCUGCCUGAUUUCUUGAAUCUCUGUUUUUUCUUUGUAUCUACCUUUUGGUUUUGGCAUUUCUGAAGUCAGAUUAGCUCCAGAUUAUAUCAAUGGAGUUCUGUGGAUGCUUGUCAGAGCUCAUGAAUGGAGAAUCCAGUUCAAAGAGGAACGGACCAAGCACUUUACCGGUUAAAGAGGUCAGGACAGAUAUGCGGUCUAAAUACUCAUCUGACCUAAGUUCUUACACAUCCGCUUGUAAAAAAGACUCCAACCUCAAAUCCUUUGAUUCUUCGCUUCACCAACGAACCAACAUAAUCAUCACCUCGCUCGCUGCUCGAGCCGAGACUCAAUCUUUAAACCUAGACUCACUCAUGGAGGUUUACGGAUUUCUGCUUGAACUAAACCAAAAUGCAGUAAGAGUCAUUAUUGAAAGCAGAGAAGAUGUCUGGAAGAACAAAGAUCUUAAGUCUUUGGUUGAUGUCUACUUCAAAAGUACUUCCAAGACCUUAGAUUUCUGCAAUACCGUCGAGAAUUGUGUCAAGAGAACAGAAAUCAGCCAACUUAUCAUUCGGUUCGCGGUGAAACAGUUCGAGGCAGAGUCAGUGGACACGGAUCUUGGAGGAGAUAAGAAGAAGAAGAAGUAUACGAAAACCUUGGAGGAGCUGAAUAAAUUUAAAGCUAUGGGAGACCCUUUUGAUGGUGAAUUGGUGACUCAGUUCGACUCGGUCUAUGAUCAGCAGGUUUUGUUUCUUGAGGAGUUGCGUAAGCAGAGAAGAAAGCUUGAUAAGAAGCAGAGGAAUGUAAAAACAUUGAGGACGGUGUCUAACGUGUUUUUCGCUACUGCGUAUGUCUCUGUUCUUGUCUUAUCUGUGGUUGCAACCACAAUGAGCGCACCGCCAGUGGUGUGUGCGGUUGCCUCUGGAUCGACCGCACCGAUUGAGAUAACAGGAAAAUGGUUUAGCCAGAUGUGGAAAAAGUACGAGAAAGCUGUGAAGAGACAGAGAGGAUUGGUUUUGACGAUGGAGAGUAGAGUGCAAGUUAACAAUGAAGCGAUGAAGAAUAUAAGAUCGGAUGUUGAUGAACUGAGAAGUUGGGUUUCGUCGAUUCUGGAGACUGUGGACUUUGCUGUGGAGAGAGAAGAAGAAGAGGAGGCGAUGGGACUUGCGAUGCAAGGAAUCAAGAAGCAUGUAGAUGGGUUUACUGAGAAAAUGGAAGAAGUUGGUGAAAAUGCGGCUAAGUGUAGCAAAUUCAUUGCUUUGGGAAGACUUCUUGUUCUGGAACACAUCCUUGGGUUACCUGCUAAUUGAGUUUCGUAGAAAAGGUAAAUAAUAUCAUCAAUGGUGGCGUUUCAAAGAUAUUAGGGUUUAGCAGUGUUUACACUCAAGCAAGACUCGAAAGUCAAAAAGUUAUUUUUAAUUAACAGUUAUGGAGUUGAAAAUUCUUCACCUUAUUAAUUGAUCAUCAUUCACCA
Messenger RNA from Arabidopsis thaliana (thale cress), 1472 nucleotides. RefSeq names its product pectinesterase, putative (DUF677). Lineage: Eukaryota; Viridiplantae; Streptophyta; Magnoliopsida; Brassicales; Brassicaceae. Gene Ontology annotation, cellular component: membrane. Bases 112 to 1308 code for a protein of 398 amino acids. The record is from RefSeq and is marked reviewed. The transcript has a single exon.